Haliotis rufescens (red abalone) is the source of this 837-nucleotide messenger RNA. Its product is annotated as nipped-B-like protein B. NCBI's taxonomy places the organism in Eukaryota, Metazoa, Mollusca, Gastropoda, Lepetellida, Haliotidae. The record is from RefSeq and is a predicted model, not a curated record. The transcript is spliced from 2 exons. Bases 1 to 837 code for a protein of 278 amino acids.
AUGGAUGAGGCUGAAAGGAAGUUCCUGUUCGGGGAAAAUGAUCAAGAUGUGGAGAAAGGCCAAGAUGUGGAGAAAGGCCAAGAUGUGGAGAAAGGCCAGGAUGUGGAGAAAGGCCAAGAUGUGGAGAAAGGCCAAGAUGUGGAGAAAGGCCAGGAUGUGGAGAAAGGCCAAGAUGUGGAGAAAGGCCAGGAUGUGGAGAAAGGCCAGGAUGUGGAGAAAGGCCAAGAUGUGGAGAAAGGAAAAGAAGGGGAGAAAGGAAAAGAUGUGAAGAAAGGCCAAGAUGUGAAAAAGGCCAAGAUGUGGAGAAAGGCCAGGAUGUGGAGAAAAGCCAGGAUGUGGAGAAAGGCCAAGAUGUGGAGAAAGGCCAAGAUGUGGAGAAAAGGCCAAGAUGUGGAGAAAGGCCAAGAUGUGGAGAAAGGCCAGGAUGUGGAGAAAGGCCAGGAUGUGGAGAAAGGCCAGGAUGUGGAGAAAGGCCAGGAUGUGGAGAAAGGCCAAGAUGUGGAGAAAGGCCAGGAUGUGGAGAAAGGCCAGGAUGUGGAGAAAGGCCAAGAUGUGGAGAAAGGCCAAGAUGUGGAGAAAGGCCAGGAUGUGGAGAAAGGCCAGGAUGUGGAGAAAGGCCAAGAUGUGGAGAAAGGCCAGGAUGUGGAGAAAGGCCAGGAUGUGGAGAAAGGCCAAGAUGUGGAGAAAGGCCAAGAUGUGGAGAAAGGCCAGGAUGUGGAGAAAGGCCAGGAUGUGGAGAAAGGCCAAGAUGUGGAGAAAGGAAAAGAAGGGGAGAAAGGAAAAGAUGUGAAGAAAGGUCAAGUCGUGCGAGACUGCGACACUGUCUCUGUGUAUUAG